AUGUGCAUCCGUCGUUGCGUCUCCUGUCCAUCCAAAGGUCUUUUUGAUGUGUUCUCUUGGUUGGCUAUUCUCAGAGAUUUAUCUGAUUUUGGUCGCGAGUUGUGCGGCGGGUAUCUUACCCGUUUACCUUCGGUCCAUCAAUUGGGGGUUGUGAUAGAUCGUCUUAUUCGGCUAUACAACGUGUCGAUUAUUCGCGUCAGCUUUUCUACCGAGCCACUAAAAUUGGGUGGAUACGUGUCUAUUGACACAAUUCAGCGUCGCCGUGCCGAGAAGGUGCGGAACAGGUGCAAAUGGUUUCACGAUGGUCUGGACUUGACUUGUCCUCAGCUGGACGACUUCGACUAUCUGGGAAUUCGUUGGAUGCAUGAGGGGAAAUUCGGUGUUUUUCCUCAUCCUACUGAGGAUUACUUCCACCCCGCUUGGACCCACCCAGACGGUCUUCUCUCCGUUUACGACUUAUAAACGGAUAAAUACAUAUAUAGCCCAUAAAAAAGUAAUUUUGUAUUGACAAUAUAUACUAAAAAA
This is a messenger RNA of Cotesia glomerata, 525 nucleotides long. RefSeq lists its product as uncharacterized. Lineage: Eukaryota; Metazoa; Arthropoda; Insecta; Hymenoptera; Braconidae. Bases 1 to 462 code for a protein of 153 amino acids. The transcript has 3 exons. The record is from RefSeq and is a predicted model, not a curated record.